Salvia splendens (bonfire salvia) is the source of this 1776-nucleotide messenger RNA. Its product is annotated as protein FAR1-RELATED SEQUENCE 5-like. The transcript is spliced from 5 exons. Bases 1 to 1776 code for a protein of 591 amino acids. The record is from RefSeq and is a predicted model, not a curated record. NCBI's taxonomy places the organism in Eukaryota, Viridiplantae, Streptophyta, Magnoliopsida, Lamiales, Lamiaceae.
AUGGUGGUUGUACCUGAAUGUUCUCCAGAAUUGAAGCCCGUCGUUGGUCAGAAGUUCCUAUCACUAGAUUUUGCUUUUGGGUUUUACGAUGUAUAUGCCCGCGCUGUUGGUUUUGAUACGCGCAAACAAGGAAUGAGGAAGACGGACGAUGUUACAACUUGGUAUUAUGUUGUAUGCAAUAGGGAAGGCAAGAAGAAGUCAAACGAGGAUGACCAAUUGAAUGCAAGUUCUGGUUUUUCUGUGAAGCGCAGACGGUUAUCCAUGCGUUGUGGUUGUAAAGCGAGUAUAUCGUUCAAGUUCUUCUCCGAAGGAGGACUUCCAGGUUAUAUUAUUCAGGAGUUCAACGAGGCUAAUAUAGGCCCCACACUUACCUUUAAGGUGCUGAAGGAAAUUCUCGGUGGGUUUGAACUUGUCGGUUGCACUGUUGGAGAUAUCAUGAACGCUUCUCAAGACAUCAAAGCAUACUCACAUAGAUUCAACGUGCAAAUGGUGUUGGAUGAUAUGGCUAAGAAGAAGGAAAUGUCCGAGGCGUUCACAUAUCACUACGAAGUUAAUGCUACUAACCAGUUGGUUGCUCUCUUUUGGUGUGACGGUUUGAUGAAGAGGAAUUACCAUAUGUUUGGUGAUAUUGUGGCAUUUGACUCCACGUACAACAUAAACAGGUAUUGUAUGAUUGAUAAGGUUUCUUCACCCAAAAUGAUCGUAACAGAUCAAGACUUGGGCAUGAGAUCAGCUAUUGAAGCGGUUCUUGUUGGCACUCGACACCGAUGGUGUAUGUGGCAUAUAAUGCAUAAGUUGGCCACCAAGGUUUCAAACAGGUUGCUGAGGGACGAAGAUUUCAAGAAGGAAUUCAAUGCAUGCGUUUGGUCGGACCUGCUUGAACCCGACGAAUUCGAAGAGGAGUGGAAUGUAGUGGUGGAACGUUAUGGGCUAGAAGACGUUGACUGGUUCAACACAUUGUACGACUAUAGGCAAUUCUGGAUACCGGCGUACUUCAGAGAUUUUCCACUGGGUUCGAUAUCCGAAUCGGAGAACAGCUUCUACAAAAAUAUUUUGAAGCCCCGAGCUAACAUUGCCGAAUUCUACUUGAAUUUCAACAAUGCCGUUGAAUUUCAGCGGAACAGUAGAACAAAGUUGGACUACCACGAUGCAACUGCCCUGUCCAUAUUAGCCACUGCUUUGCCAUUCGAGAAACAUGCUUCGACGCUGUACACCGAUAGUAUGUUCAAGAAAAUACAAGAAGAAAUUGUUGAGGGUAAUGACAGAUGCCGCGUGCUUGGAUUUUCAUCUAUAGAUAUGGUUUACACCUACAAGCUUGGGGACAACAAUCGCAAUUCGUCCAUUGUUGACGAUAGGCAAACUGUUUCAAAUCAAGGGAUUUCGAUAUUUUAUGGUUUUGUUCGACGAUUUGAGACGGACAUUGAUGUGCUUCGUGCAUUCGUAGGUGGUGUGGAAGAACUUGGUCAUUCUCUUCAAGCUGGAACUCCUACAACGUUUGCCUCGGAAAAUAGGCGAAUGAUUGAAGAGUUUUAUGGAAUGGUAAGGCCUGGUGUAGUUGAGGUCCAUCCUCCGAAUGUUGUCAAGACCAAGGGCCACACAAGCAGCUCAGGGAGCCGUCUGAUUUCCAAGACAGAAAAGGCUAUAAAGGAGGCUACUAGGCCUCUUAGACGGUGUAAGGCGUGCGAUGAGAUGGGCCAUCACGACUCCAGAAAUUGUCCAAUUCUUAAAGAGAUGGCGAAGAAGAAAGAGCUUCGUAAGGGCAAGAGGAAAUGUUGA